Schizophyllum commune H4-8 is the source of this 1366-nucleotide messenger RNA. RefSeq lists its product as uncharacterized. NCBI's taxonomy places the organism in Eukaryota, Fungi, Basidiomycota, Agaricomycetes, Agaricales, Schizophyllaceae. The record is from RefSeq and is a predicted model, not a curated record. Bases 31 to 1338 code for a protein of 435 amino acids. Gene Ontology annotation, molecular function: DNA binding. The transcript has 8 exons. Gene Ontology annotation, biological process: DNA integration; DNA recombination.
GCACUGAACAUCUCUUGCCUCGCAAGCGUCAUGAGCGAUGACACUGCUUGGGUUCGAAGCCAGGUGGCAGCCCUUGGUUACAGUUCUGGCGAAAAUGGGAUCUCCUCCGAGCAGGUUGUUGCCGAGAUGGAGAAGAUCACCUUGGAAGACGUUGACUCAAUUCCAGAGUCCGAUGACCUCGUAAAUCAGGCUGAAGACGACUUUGACGAGCCAAUCCUCCCAGACCCGAUAAAGCGGCAUGCAGAGGAGCUAAUGCGCGCGUAUAUAAAAGAAGAGACGCGGACGACUCACGUGCGGAUAGCAAAGGCCUUCAUUGCUUUCCAUAUCGCGCGGGACCCAACGUUCAGACCCGAGGAAGUGUCCGAAGCGACUCCCGGGAGAAUCAAUGAAUUUAUCACUUACAAAUGUGGUUCGCCAGACAAAGGAGGUCAGGGAAAGAAGUUCGCUACCGCCGUGUCCACGCGGGCGGCGCUUACUUAUUAUUAUCGGCAUCUGCCUGGUCGCGAGAAUGAGAGCGUCACAGAAUGGCGCUGCGACGAGUUGACCGGAAAAUGGCGAGGACUCCCGACACGUUCAAGAACCGUGUCUGAGUUCAUGGUGGGCCUUGAGAAGACGAAGGCCGCGGCUGGCGAGGUGUCACAGUCUGCGCGUGCGCUUACACUCGACGACAUGCAUCGCCUCUUCGAUCUGUGCAUUGUGCAACCAGGUGAGAAGACAGACACACUCGCCAAUCAACGUCAAGGGAUCGUGCGCUACACUGCAUACCUACUCGCAUGGCUCCUCGUGCUCCGGAUCGAAGAAGCGAUGAAGCUGACCUUCGAGAGCAUCGAGAAGAUACCCGGGGAACGCCGGUUCUUUGAUGUACGUUUGGGUCCCCGGAAAACACAGCAAAGUGGGAUAUCGCAUCACUGGAGACUCCACGCCAACGACGCAGAUCCCGCAAUAUGUCCGGUGCGCGCCAUCAUCCGCCUCGUGUAUAUUUAUGGGCGUGAUUUGCCCAAGUCCGGCCCAUUGUUCCUGCGUGUUCGUGCGCAGGGUGCUAUAGAUCAGAGGAAGCCUUUCACUUCAAGCGCCCUGUCGCGUGCGCUCGUGCGGGACCUGCAGGAAUUAGGGUAUAUCUCAUGGAAUCUAUAUGGUACACAUUCCUUCCGUCGCGGUGGUUGUCAAUAUCGUAUCAAAGUGAAGGGGUGGACCGUGGAUAUGGUUGCGGCAUGGGGAGGUUGGUCACAAGUCGAAGCAGUGACAAUGUUCCGUUACUUCUACUCACCGAACGACAACCACGAGCGCCUUGAUAAUUACGACUGCAAUGACUCCAAUGUACCUCGCGUAUUGUUCUGAUAAAGGUAGAAUAUAUCUUGUGGCCUCU